Molecule: messenger RNA, 1733 nt
Organism: Magnolia sinica
Lineage: Eukaryota; Viridiplantae; Streptophyta; Magnoliopsida; Magnoliales; Magnoliaceae
Product: probable beta-1,3-galactosyltransferase 8
Exons: 9
Coding region: 205-1383 (392 amino acids)
Cellular component (GO): Golgi membrane
Molecular function (GO): hexosyltransferase activity
Source: RefSeq, a predicted model, not a curated record
AUAGAAAAAUCUUAACAAAUUUGAAUUUUUCGACCCGUUUACAGUCAAUAUCAUCUCAUUUUCGGAGGCGAUUUGUUGCUGGCUUGUGCCUGAAAGAAGACAUUCUCCGAAAGGCCGGUGCUGUCCGAAAAGAAGCCGGCGAACGUGGUCCGUCCAUCGAUAGCGAACUUGUGGCCGUGGCGACCUGAUAUCGAGCCGAAGAAAAUGCGUGGCCGUACUCUAUCGGGCAAAGCCAUCGUUGGACUCUGCAUGGCAUGUUUCUUCGUGGGCUCGUUGUUUACUAAUCGGACAUGGAGCGGGCAAUCGGAUAAUGGGAUUCGGAUAAUUUCAGGCCAUGAAGAAAAUAAAAUGGUGCCCAUGAUGAGAGAUUGCGAACAUAAGCGUAAAUUGGCUGAAGGAAAACCGGGAGAUAUAAUGGGAGAAGUCACAAAGACCCAUCAAGCUAUUCAGUCACUUGAUAAAACAAUUUCAAUGGUGGAGAUGGAACUAGCGGCUGCCCGAAUGAGCCGGAUGGGCAGCCCACCUUCUAUCGUAAGGACCUCCAAAGGUUCAAAUCACGGUAGACAGAAGGCAUUUGUCGUGAUCGGAAUCAAUACCGCUUUCAGUAGCAAGAAACGCCGGGAAUCUCUUCGAGAAACUUGGAUGCCUAAAGAAGCUAAGCUUAAGAAGCUGGAGAAAGAGAAAGGUAUCGUUAUUCGGUUUGUGAUUGGCCACAGUGCAACGCCAGGUGGCGUUCUGGACCGCGCGAUCGACGCUGAGGAUUCAAAGACGAAGGAUUUCCUGAGGCUCGAACACGUGGAAGGAUACCAUGAGCUGUCUUCAAAGACCCGAAUCUACUUCUCUACGGCAGUAGCCAUGUGGGAUGCUGAUUUCUACGUCAAGGUCGACGAUGAUGUGCAUCUUAACUUGGGUAUGCUUGCGACUACACUCGCGCGGUAUCGAUCCAAACCGCGGACAUACAUUGGGUGCAUGAAGUCCGGACCGGUGCUUUCCCAAAAGGGGGUGAAAUAUCACGAGCCUGAAUUUUGGAAAUUCGGGGAAGAAGGGAACAGAUAUUUCAGACAUGCCACUGGCCAAAUCUACGCCAUUUCUAAGGAUCUCGCUACCUACAUCGCCAUUAACGCGCCCAUAUUGCACAGAUAUGCUAAUGAGGAUGUAUCACUGGGUUCAUGGUUCAUUGGCUUGGAGGUCCAACACGUGGACGAACGUACCAUGUGCUGUGGGACCCCUCCAGACUGCGAGUGGAAAACACACCAAGGGAAUGUAUGCGUGGCGUCGUUUGAUUGGUCGUGCAGUGGGAUAUGUAAGUCAGUGGAGAGAAUGAAGGCAGUGCAUAAUGCAUGUGGGGAAGGAGAUGGAGCUGUUUGGAAUGCUCUUCUCUAGAGAGACGUUGAUAUUUAUAAAUUUAAAAAAAAAAAAAUGACAUGGUAGGAUUAGGCAAAUAUGUAUUGGUUGGUUCACAUGGGGUUUUAGGUGGGAAAAAGAAAAGGAAAGGAGAAGUUGGCAUUUGAUAUCAACAUCUCAAAAGUCAAAAAUGAAGAGUAUGGGAAUAUCAUCAAAUACUAUAUCAUCUCUCUCAAUAAUGGGACUAUGUUUAUAUGCCAUCCAUACCGUUCAUAAUGUCGUUCCUACUUAGGGUGAACUGAAAAUACAAAAAUAUUAGCCUGAUCUAAAACUUAUGAGGUCCUUUGAAUAUUUCAAUGGUGGACGUUCAAUCUUCACUGUUUCCUGAU